CAGAGGGCCAGGACAGGGGCAGAGUUAUAUUUCUCUGGAAGUGCACCGUAAUUCUUUCUGUCUUUUCUUUGAGUCCAGUCAGGAUGAAAACGGCACUGUUCAUUGUUUAUCUGCUUCCUGCGCUGACAGAGAUAGCACAGGCCACACCAGCAGGGAGCGAUGACCUUGUGGUCUCUCUGAAAAACGGCCAAAUCAGAGGGGAAUACGUGACAGUGAAGGGCACAGAGAGAAGGGUGAAGCAAUUCCUGGGAAUCCCUUUCGCUAAGCCCCCCGUGGGGCCCCUCCGCCUGGCUGCUCCCCAGGAUGCAGAGCCCUGGGAGGGGGAGAGAGACUGCACACACCAGCCCCCCAUGUGUAUCCAGGAUCCGGAAAUAGUUGUGAAUGUUUCUAGGACCAUGUCAAUGCAGUACACCCCUCCAGAGAUUUCAGAGGACUGUCUGUAUUUGAAUGUAUACACUCCAGCUGAAGCAACAGAAGGGGACAAACUGCCGGUGAUGGUGUGGAUCCAUGGAGGAGGUCUGUCAAUGGGUGCAGCUUCUCAGUACGAUGGCUCUCCAUUGGCCGCUUAUGAAAACAUAGUGAUGGUUAUUAUUCAGUAUCGCCUUGGCAUUCUGGGAUACCUGAGCACUGGAGAUGAACACGCUCAGGGCAACUGGGGUUUCUGGGAUCAGCUGGCAGCUCUGAGAUGGGUGAAGGAAAACAUUGAUGCCUUUGCAGGUGAUCCACAAGCCAUUACUGUUGCUGGAGAAUCCGCCGGAGGCAUCAGUGCCUCCAUACUGACUCUGUCUCCACAAGCCAAAGGACUGUUUCAGAGGGCGAUUUUUCAAAGUGGAGUAGCAACACUUGGGACCUACACUACAAGUCAUCCUUUGCACUAUGCCAAGAUUGUUGCCAAUCUUACUGGAUGUGACCGCAGCAGCACAGAGGAACUGGUCCAGUGUAUGAGAGGAAGAAGUAAAGACGAGUUAGUUGAAGCAACCAAAAAGAUGAAAAUUUACCUGGGAGCUGUGGUGGAUGGCAUCUUUCUGACUGAUGCAGCAGAGGAGCUUCUCAAGAGGAAAGAAGUGUUGAAGGUUCCAGUGAUGAUGGGAAUAACCAACCAUGAGUUUGGAUGGAUCCUCCCUCAGAGCUUUGCCCCUCCAGGCUGGGAGAACGGCAUGAGCAGAGAGUCUGUGCUGGCAGUGAUGAACAUGUUCAAUCCUGCGGGGACCUCUGCUGCCAACAGCCUCAUCGCAGAUGAAUACCUGAAAGACGCCAAAACACCAGAGGAGAUCAGAGACGGAUUCACUGAGAUCAUGGGAGACCUGCUCAUGACGCUGCCUGUCGUCAAGGUGGCCGAAUACCACUUAGAUGCAGACAUUCCAGUUUACAUGUAUGAGUUUGUGUACCGUGCUGUGAUACACCAACACACCAGACCCAGCUUUGUGAAGGCGGACCAUGCAGAUGAUGUCGGCUUCAUGUUUGGUGGAUGUUUCUGGAACGGACAUAUAAAAAUCAUAGGCAACAUUACCAAGGAGGAUGAAAGACUUUGCAGGACCAUGAUAGCAUACUGGGCCAAUUUUGUGCGUACUGGCUCUCCCAACGGUCCUGGUCUGGUCAGCUGGGCUCAGUAUUCCAGACAGAAGCAGGAGUACAUGGAACUGGGUCUGACACAGACUGUGAAACAGAAACUGAAGAAGGACAGGGUCCAUUUCGCUACUGUCACCCUCCCUCAGAAGCUGGAACAGUUAGCGGCAGCAGCCAAAGCUGGAAAUUGAUCUCUGCACGCUGCCAUAUUGUUCAUGCUGGUCCCAAGUUUGAUCUUUUCUUUCUUUCUUUUUUUUUCUUUUGAAAUUGAGUUCAAAUUCAGUUUGAAAUUAUUUCUGAAAGCAAACAGAAAUCCUGUAUUUGAAUGAUUGUGACAUGUCCCAUGAAUUUGGAAAUAAAAUUAUUUCCCAUUUGCGCACCAUGUAAAAUAUUAAAAAGAAGUGCAUAAACCCU
Toxotes jaculatrix (banded archerfish) is the source of this 1980-nucleotide messenger RNA. RefSeq names its product carboxylesterase 3 (gene ces3). The record is from RefSeq and is a predicted model, not a curated record. Bases 84 to 1757 code for a protein of 557 amino acids. The transcript has 13 exons. Lineage: Eukaryota; Metazoa; Chordata; Actinopteri; Toxotidae.